Molecule: messenger RNA, 2009 nt
Organism: Temnothorax curvispinosus
Lineage: Eukaryota; Metazoa; Arthropoda; Insecta; Hymenoptera; Formicidae
Exons: 4
Source: RefSeq, a predicted model, not a curated record
UUCUUAUAAGUUACCUGCGACACUCUUUUGCGGUCGUACCAGAAAUAAUCCAGUCUUCUACCUCACUCGUCAUACUUGGCGAGCGGAUGUGUGACAGUUAACUUGGAAAGUAUUUAAACACUUUAUACGUUACUUCAUCUGCAGAAUGAUUGGUAAGUAAUAAGACAAUCAAGUAUAUAGAAUAUUCAUUUGCAUCGCAAAAUGAAGAAAAAAUAAUGAUAACGGAACCUACAUAUCAUCAUCUCAGCAUUUGCAAGUUAGUGGGAUGACAUUUCCUUUUUAUGCUCUUAAUAAUAAAUAUCUUUACAUAUAUAUGUAUAUUUAUAAUAUUUAUAUAGUUAUUUAACUGCAUGAACUAUUACAGAUAUGCUAAAACGGUAAACGUUACCUUCAGUCCAACACUCUUUAUUCAGUUUUUUGUUAGUAUGUUAUCAUUGUCAGUUAUAUGUAAAGAUGAAAUGAAAUAGAAGUAACCUGAUAAUAUGAAAUAUAAAUUUUCUAUAAUUGAACGCGUAUAUUUUGGUAUGAUAGUUGAGUAGGUUUUUGUAAAUUAAUAACACUAAAUCUUAAAAUUUCUGUAUUUUUCUUGAAAAUUCUAUAUUUUGCGUAUUUAUUUCAACCUUACUCUUUAUUUUAAUUUUAAGGAUAUUAACGUGCUAACAUAAACAUUGCACAUUUUGAUUUGACGUACAAGCAACACUAAUUUCGGCUUUAGCGUUAAAGUCAGAAAAGAAUAAUUUCUCAGGCUUUGCUACAUGUGAUAUACUGAUAUGAGUAUAGAAUUAAUACAUGGUAGUUCCCCUGUACACUCGUCAUUCCUCGCAGAUAUACAAGCAACUUGAGAAAUAUGCUCUGACACUGAGUAUAUUAUGCAUCACGUUCUUAUUGCUGCACUCGUCUUGUAUUUUUAAUGUAAUAAAACGGGAAACUGUAUACGGAAGGUACGAUAUUCUUCGUAGUUCCGAUAGACAGGAGACAUACAAAUAUUUUAUUCAACGGAAAUAUGACAACGUGCGUGAAAGGAAAACAUCCCUCGAUAAUUGCAAGUAGGAAAACUUUUAUAAUUGUAGUAUUCGCAAGAACGGAAAAGAACGUGCACUCCAUAAUAAAUGAUGAAAUGACUUAAUGUCGAUUUUUUAAUGGCCGUAAUUGUAGUAGUGUUGACAAGAUGUUGAAGAGGGUAAAACUAUACAUAGUCUGUCGUAAGACGUGCUCGGUUACUUAAGUGAAAUUUAUUGAUCAUUACGAUAAUAAAAUAACAUGUUGUAUCAGUGUACUUGUUUUAUAAUUCUGUUGCAUUAUUAGCCAAUUCUGAGCAGCUGAUAUUCCAAAAUAAGAUACUUUACAUGUGAAGGAAAAGAUUCAAAUAUGCAAAUACUUUCUUUAAAUUUUUUAAUAUAUACCAUUGGUGGUAUAUGGCGACCCGUUGAAUGGUCAUCAAAUGGUGCUAAGCUGCUGUAUAGUAUAUUUACCUGCGGUGUAAUAUUUUCGGAAUACUUUUUGAUGUUAACGCAAUUUUUGGAUAUAUUACUUGUUGUCGACAAUAUCGAUGAUUUUACCGCUAAUGCUCUAAUGUUCUUGGCUAUUGUUACCGAUUGUUGUAAAGCGACGGUCGUUGUGAUACGUCGGAAUUCGAUCAUCAACAUAGUGCAAUCAUUGUUGAAAGCACCACAUAAACCUCGCAACGAGGAUGAAGUAGCUAUCCAAACGAAAUUUGAUAAGUUUAUCAGAACGUUCUCGAUAAGAUACUCUUUUAUGGCGAUUAUCGCCGUUGCAGGCACUACAAUAGGAUCAGUAUUAAAUGUUAUGCAAGUAAUAGGUACCGGCACGGAUGCUCUAAUCCUCGGAUUGUCUUUGCAAACGUGCGCCCAACUUGAAAUUUUCGAAAGUCGUCUUCACAAAUUUAUAAUUAAUAAAACAGUUAGAGAUCUGGGACAUACACUUUCAACGUCGAAUAAGAACGAAGUGGGGAUAUCGGAAUGCGUAGAUUAUCAUCUCAGCAUUUACAA